AUGCCUUCUAGGAAUAUCCGUACUUGGAAUGCCUAUAUAGGUGGCCUAGCAAUAAAUGGACUUGGGAGGGAAGCAUUGAAGCUAUUUAAAGAUUUGAUAGUGUCAGGUGCAAAGCCUAAUGAAGUGACAUUUCUUGCUGUUUUAACAGCUUGCUGCCAUUCUGGCUUGGUCAGCGAAGGCCGAAAGUAUUUCAAUGAGAUGUCAAGUCCCCUCUACAACCUUUCUUCCUGGUUAGAACACUACGGCUGCAUGGUUGAUUUACUCUGCAGAGCUGGACUGGUGGAGGAAGCUGUGGAGUUGAUAAAGACAAUGCCCAUGUCCCCUGAUGUGCAGAUCAUAGGAGCGCUUUUGAGUGCCUGUAAUACAUAUGGGAAUGUUGGAUUCACCCAAGAAAUCUUGAAAUCACUGCAGAAUUUUGAAUUUCAAGAUAGUGGCAUAUACGUGCUUCUUUCUAAUCUGUAUGCCUCUAACAAGAAAUGGGCUGACGUGAGAAAUGUUAGGAGACUGAUGAAGCAGAAAGGAAUAAGCAAGGCUCCUGGGUCUAGCAUUAUAAGGGUGGAUGGUAAGAGUCAUGAAUUUUUAGUUGGAGACAGUAAUCAUCCUCAAAGUGAGGAUAUUUACGUACUAUUGGACAUCCUUGCCAAUCAAAUAUACUCUGAGGGGCAUAUUAAUACCCUCUGCUAA
Molecule: messenger RNA, 684 nt
Organism: Vigna umbellata (rice bean)
Lineage: Eukaryota; Viridiplantae; Streptophyta; Magnoliopsida; Fabales; Fabaceae
Source: RefSeq, a predicted model, not a curated record